Messenger RNA from Liolophura sinensis, 3370 nucleotides. Its product is annotated as putative divalent cation/proton antiporter TMEM165. The coding region runs from base 77 to 1021 and encodes 314 amino acids. The transcript has 7 exons. Gene Ontology annotation, cellular component: Golgi apparatus. The record is from RefSeq and is a predicted model, not a curated record. Gene Ontology annotation, biological process: Golgi calcium ion homeostasis; calcium ion transmembrane transport; manganese ion transmembrane transport. Gene Ontology annotation, molecular function: calcium ion transmembrane transporter activity; manganese ion transmembrane transporter activity. Lineage: Eukaryota; Metazoa; Mollusca; Polyplacophora; Chitonida; Chitonidae.
UUGUCAAAAGUACAUACUGCAUGGUUCAGAUAUAGGAUCAAGUGAAGGGCAAUAUCAGCUCUUUGUAACGCCGAUUAUGGCGUGCUGUAUGAAGCGUGUUUCGGUGGUGAUAUGCCUUUGUAUGUUAAUAAUAUUGUUGAAAUCAGGUUCUUGUGCUGAAACUCACAGUAGCAAGGAGUCGAAAGAAGACUCGAAAGAACGCAAGCCCGACAUCAGUGGACACAUUCAUGGGGAAGAGAGGAAGUCCAAGCCCGAUGAUGUUGGAGGUGGAGGUACUGUUGACAGGUUCAAGAAACAGGCUAAGAAAUGGGGCAUUGACCUGGAUGUUGGCUUCAUGCAUGCCUUUAUUGCCUCCCUGGCAGUCAUCAUUGUGUCUGAACUGGGAGACAAAACUUUCUUUAUUGCGGCAAUCAUGGCCAUGCGACACUCCAGAGUGACGGUGUUUACAGGAGCCUUGGGGGCGUUGGCCCUCAUGACAGUCUUGUCAGCUCUGAUGGGUUACGCCACAUCAAUCAUCCCCAGAAAGCUCACCUUUUAUAUAUCAUCGUUAUUAUUUGCUGUCUUUGGAAUCAAAAUGCUCAGAGAAGGCUACAACAUGUCCCCGGAUGAGGGUCAAGAGGAGUAUGAGGAAGUACAGGCUGAUCUGAAGAAAAGAGAGGACGAGAUUGUGAAAGCCAAUAUGGGCACACAGGAUGUUGAGACAGGGAUUAUCCGCACGCCGAGUCGGCGAUGGUUCCGAGGCUUUAUCUCCACGAUCUUCCUACAGGCCUUCACCUUGACAUUCCUGGCUGAGUGGGGAGAUCGCUCUCAGAUUGCCACCAUCAUCCUGGCGGCCAGAGCAGAGACUGAGGACAUUAUAGGUGUAAUCAUAGGUGGAACACUAGGCCACGCCCUCUGUACAGGGCUGGCUGUGCUGGGGGGCAGGUUUAUAGCACAAAGGAUAUCUGUAAAAACAGUUACAUUGAUAGGUGGAUCCGUAUUUAUUCUGUUCGCAUUAUCAGCGUUUGUGAUUGGUCCUUGAUGACUGCUUGCUGAUUGGAGGAAAGCAGCCUGGCUUGUCUCACCUUCAACAUUCCCACAAUUCCAUUGUUCACCUUGUCUUGUCCUUGCCAUUAUCCGUCUCUUUACCUUACACCAGCACACAGUUUUAUCCCUUGAGCUGCCUAGAACGAAAUAAUACUGAUUUUCCGUGGUGCUCUGAUAGGUUUUUAUGUGUGAUUCACACAUUGUCAGUUAAUAUGUGUACAGAGAGGAGUUAUUGAGCAGCCUUUCUUUGGUUUCCAUGGCUUGUUUUAACACAUUUUAAGGUCCUUUUUUUAAAUUAUUAAACUGAUGAUUUUUUUUAUAAAAACUUUGAGCCAACCCAGUAAAUUUCAUCUCAUUUCAUUAUAUUUAAUUAGGUUACCUUAAGUUUAUGAUUCACAUUUAGUGCCAGCAUAUUAAAGAAACAGUUAGUCUGUGAUUUGACAAGGUGUCCAGUUUGGUGUACAGUGUGACUGGGUAAGAUAUCCACUGUGGUGUCGUUAAUGUGAUACUUCAGUCAGACAGGACAUUACAGUAUUACAUUAUUAUCAUGAUGUUACCAGGAGACACUGCUGGCUACUAUACAGAAAAUAUACCUGUAUGUUGAAGGUGAUCUUGAGUCUACAACAAAUAUAGAGUCAAAGUACUACAGGCUAUGAAAGAUUCCCCUUUUACCCUGUAAUUUACCGGUUCAUGGGGUCUAUUCCCCUAUGUGCGUGUUGAGUCGGUCAUCUGGUUGAAUGUGUGAAGUUUAUCACAAAAUGUUUAUUUAUUAAAAAAUACCAAUGCUUGUUAUUUUCUUGAAUGGAAGCACAUUGCUACAUUUAUUGACUCCCAUGUCAUAACCUUUCAUUACACAUGCUUGCCUGAAUCUCUGUGUAUGUAUUAAACUGUGUUUUCUUUAAUUGGUGUUGAUAAAAAUUUGCUUUUUAAGAGAAAAACACAGACAAUUGAAUUCCAGUUGUUGGCUGAUGGAUAACUGUAAACAAUAAAAAAAUAAUUCUUUUUCUUUUGAAAUAUGGUAUUGUAUCUGAAAAUUAAGCCAAAUCAAAUCAUUUAAAACUUUUGUUUAUUUUUAUGCAUUCAGUAUUAUUAAAUAAGUUUUCUGGUGAUUUGUUGUAAGGCUUAUUGAAGUGAUAUGAGCUGCUGUUAGGCUUUCCAGUUUGACUUACACUUGAGUCUUGUCUACCUUUACCAGACCUAAAUACUAAUGUGCUAAUUUUGUUUACCUAAGUAUCAGACGUUUGAACCUACAAUCAGUUUGAUACAGUAUAGAAACUUGCUGGUACAUUUUGCAUUAUAUUAGAAGUUAGUGCUUAAAUUUUAUAUCAUGUUAGUGCUUUUUUAUGUUGAAUAAUGUUCUGAGAAUUUGGUCAUUUCAUCCAGUGCGCUAGGCUUUUCCAGUUCAGGUGUUUAUUUUCCUGGUGUUAUGAGCGGUGUCCACUUUCACAAAACUUCCAUGUGCAUCAUGUGGCUCUAUGAUGCUAUUAACUGCACUGUAAACAUUAUUUACAAAAGAAAGCAAGAAAAAGUUCUGUUGACAAAGUUUUGUAAAAGUUGUUCCAGUUCUUGAUGUUACAGAACUAAAUUUAGACCUGGGUUCAAAAUGAUGGUUCAAGGAUGUCUAAAUAUGUAUGCAUAAAACCGAAUUUAUACCUUUGAACUGGUAGUGAUAUCUCGCUGGGAUGAGAUCAGAAAAUGAAAAUAAAAUGAAUAUGAUGUGUUGAACAUUUUAUGAAGUCACAACUCAUUGUAAAUCCAGGCUUUCUUUAAAGCAUUAAAAUCCUUGCAAUCUUUGACAAUACUCAAAACUGUACUGAAAGCAUAGAGUCUAUUGAUGAAGGCAGACAUGGUCGCCUGGGUAUCUUUUUAAAUAGCUUGAUGUGGGUUACAUAACACCAUGCAACUGUAACAAACAUCAUGAACUUAAAGAAAAUGUAUUAUUGUUUUUAAUAUGUCGUGCUAAUAUCAUUAAUUCAUAUAUCCAGAUUGUUGACAUUUUCUACUGCAUUGAAUGUCUAGGCUGCCUAGAUAAACUCUAAGUCAUGUGCACGUGAAUGAAAUGUGAAACCUGAGUAAUAUUAUGUACACACGUUACGAUAUUACCGAGUUAGUCUAGGAUAACGCCUAAAUAUGCAACAUUUUCCGACUGUCAGAACUCCUGUUAGCAUGUGGGUUAUGUGGAUAUGGGUGAAAUUUUAUGUGGAUAUUUGUGAAAUUUUGCUCAUUAAAUGGGCUCAUUAGACAUGUGCUUGUACAGGUUUGAGAAGCGCGGAUCAUAUAGUAGUCGUUGCUUGGUAAUGUUAUCUGUAAUGUUAUCACUAGAUGUGUGUGGACAUGAUGGGCG